AGGGGGGCUCAGCCACCACCCUGUUCCCCAGAGUGACUCAGCCCCCUGUCCCCACCUGUCCCUGGGGAACCUGGGCCUCAGGGGGAGGUAGAUAAAUGGGGUGGCAGCCUGGGCCAGCCCGAGUUCAGGCCACGCCAGCUGGAUGCUCUCUGUCGGCCACUUCUGUCCCGCCUCCAUGGCCCACUCCUGGAAUUCCACACCACCCACCCUGGUCUCAGGAGCCCCUCCACCGAGCCCAUCCCAGGGGCUUGUGCAGGAUGUCAACGGGCCCCCGAGGGAGCUUCGCCCGAGGCUCUGCCACCUUCGCAAGGGCCCUCAGGGCUAUGGGUUCAACCUGCACAGCGACAAGUCCCGGCCAGGACAGUACAUCCGUUCGGUGGACGUGGGCUCGCCGGCCGCCCACUCUGGCCUCCGCGCCCAAGAUCGACUUAUUGAGGUGAACGGGCAGAAUGUGGAGGGACUGCGCCACCACGCAGAGGUGGUUGCCUGCAUCAAGGCACGGGAGGAUGAGGCCCGGCUGCUGGUGGUGGACCCGGACACGGACGAGCACUUCAAGAGGCUGCGGGUCACACCCACCGAGGAGCAUGUGGAAGGUCCACUGCCAUCACCGGUCACCAAUGGGACCAGCCCUGCCCAGCUCAAUGGUGGCUCAGCGUGUUCAUCCCGAAGUGAUCUGCCUGGCUUAGACAAGGACCAUGAGGACCGCAGCACCUGGAAGCACGACCCCUUUCAGGAGAGUGGCCUCCACCUGAGCCCCACGGCGGCUGAGGCCAAGGAGAAGGCGAAGGCCACCAGGGUCAACAAGCGGGCCCCGCAGAUGGACUGGAACCAGAAGCGUGAGAUCUUCAGCAACUUCUGAACCCCUCGCUGCCUGUGCUGGACCCGGGCCUUCUCCCCGCACGGACUUGGGGCCUCCCUCCUCGGGCCCAGACCAGAGCUCCCCAAGCCUCAGUGGACUGGAGCAGGUGCAUCCUCACCCCCAGGAGCGUGGUGGCCCCACCGCCACCCAGGAACCAACCCACAUCCCAGUGAGUCCCUGUCCUGAUCCCCCUACCGUUCCCGUGGGUGCUGGGGGAACGUGGCAGCAACACUGGGGAGAGGGAGGGGCAGCGGUGACCCUGGGGGCCGGGCCUUUGCUGCUCUGCGUGGGCCUGCUGACUUAAGGAGUUUGUGGUUUUGCUUCUUUUUUUUUUUUCCAAAAAGAGCUCCAGCUCCACACAUGUUUUCACUUAAUACCAGAGCCCCGCCCCCGCCAGGACAUGUUCUCUAAAUAAUUGCAAUAAAACAAACCUUUCUCUACAAACCAUUUCCUCCCCACCCCUUCCUUCUUGGCAGCAGCCAUGCCGGUGGGAGUCCCAGGAACUGCCUGGGACAGAGGCAGCGGGCAGGCGAUUUGGGGGGCUUCAGGUGAGGCUGGGAGGCCAGAUGUGGCUACAGAAGCUUCCCCUCAGCCUCCUCGUUGCCUUCCCUGGUGUGGGGGCUCGCUAGGCCAGGCCCCCCAUGUCCCCACCGCACCAGGGGUCUGGGCUCUCGGAGGGGCCGGAGGAUGGAGGCCCCUGCUCCUGAAGAGGGCAGCCUCUGGACAGGCCCCUUGUUUCUUUGCCACAGCCCCCGGUUUGGGGCGGGGGGGGGGGUGGCUGUGUGAGAGAGCCUGCCCCAGGAGGGCCUCCCGGCUUCAGGCUUGGGCCCUGCCUGGCGCCCUCCCCCAGUAGACCCCACAGACUCUGCCCUGAAACCCACCGACAUUGCCGUCUGCCCUGUAAGCCAUAGCGCAUCUGCGCCCUUGGAAUAAACAGGCCGUCCUCACA
This is a messenger RNA of Myotis davidii, 1808 nucleotides long. It is a transcript of the gene NHERF2, whose product is annotated as solute carrier family 9, subfamily A (NHE3, cation proton antiporter 3), member 3 regulator 2. Gene Ontology annotation, molecular function: protein-membrane adaptor activity; signaling receptor binding. Gene Ontology annotation, biological process: protein localization to plasma membrane. The transcript has 7 exons. The coding region runs from base 143 to 859 and encodes 238 amino acids. Gene Ontology annotation, cellular component: apical plasma membrane. The record is from RefSeq and is a predicted model, not a curated record. NCBI's taxonomy places the organism in Eukaryota, Metazoa, Chordata, Mammalia, Chiroptera, Vespertilionidae.